Molecule: messenger RNA, 2707 nt
Organism: Dermatophagoides farinae (American house dust mite)
Lineage: Eukaryota; Metazoa; Arthropoda; Arachnida; Sarcoptiformes; Pyroglyphidae
Product: BMP-binding endothelial regulator protein
Cellular component (GO): extracellular region
Source: RefSeq, a predicted model, not a curated record
AAACAGACAUGAGUUUAUGGACCACCCCUAUCAGAUCGAUAAUUAGCCUCGUAAGCAACCAAGGUCGAUUGCUUUUCGGUUUGGAUUGGCUGGCGGUACAUUCCUUCGUCGAUGAUCAUGAUUAUUUUGGUCAUCGACUACAAUAAUAUAUGAUCAAUCUAUUGAGUAUGUGUGUGUGUGUGUCUGUGUGUGUUUAGGCUGUGAGCUCAGUGGUCACUUUGUCAGACAGAGAGAUGAUAAUUGGAUGAGCUAUGCGGUCUGAUCGACGACGACCUGUUUCGAGCGUACCUGCUUGAUUUAUUCAUUCGUCAGUUCAAUUGGUUCAGGUAAACUUUCGCUUUUAACCAUCAGCAGUCAUCAUAGACAGCAAAUACCAUUGCUAUUGAGAUUGGUUGUGUGAAUAAGAAAUUAGUUUAGCCAUGACGACGAUGGUAGUUGAGAAAACAUCAUUUUCAUUUUCAUUGACAUUGAUAAUUAUCGCUUACCUAUUGUGCAAUACAGCAUUCAUAUCUAAUAAUGAAAGCAACAGUCAAACAUUACUUAUCGGUAAUCGAAUUGGCUGUAAUCAGGAAGGUCAAAUCGUUGAGAUACCUUUCAUUCGGAUGACGGAUCCCUGUAUUGUAUGCAUGUGUCGUAAUUCGGUGAUCGAAUGCUACCGUUAUGAUCGCAAUAGCACUGCUUGUACAACGUCAUUGUUGCCUUUAGCGGAUAAUGACAAUGAAUGUUAUCACUAUGGUCACCACCCCAUGCAACUGAAUCAACCAUCAAACUGGACAGAGUCCGUAUGUUGCACCCGAAAAGUUUGUCUAACUUGCAGAAUCGGCGACCGAACUAUUGCGAAUGGACAAAUUUUUCAGGAUCAUCAUAUAUGUCAAUCAUACCAAUGUCAUAAUGGUACGAUAAUUUCAUCACGAAUUAAAUGUCAUGUUCCAUGUGAUCGUCCUAUACGAUUUCUUGGACAAUGUUGUCCAUCAUGCAAUGUUUGUCCACGUAAUAUACCCGAUGGCCAUGAAGUUGAUCCACUACCCUCAUCAGUACAGGGUAAUCAGAAAGAAUCUUGUAUACGAUGUUAUUGCUUCAAGGGACAGAUGAUUUGUCACCACCAUGUUUGUCCAGUGUUGCAUUGUCCACGUUCUGAAUGGAUCAGAAAAUCGAAACCUGAUUCUUGUUGUCCAAUUUGCCGACCACCCAAAAUCGCGCAAGUUAUACGAUCGGUCAAUAGUUCCUGUGUUAUGGGUGAAAGACGAUUUGAACAUUUACAAGCAUUUACCUAUGAUUCAUGCACUGAUUGUGUAUGCAAGAAUGGAACCAAUAUUUGUCAUCAAAGAUCAUGUUUGACUGGCAAUGAUACAACAACCACCAUGAUGGAAGAAAAAAUCAUAAAAGACAACGCAAACAAAUCCAUACAAUGCACGGAUACAAUGAAUAAAAAAGUGCCAUGCACUACACGAUCGGUCGUAAAUCUGGUGUGCCCCCAUGGACAUCAUCAAGUCAAACAAAACGGUGAACAGACAUGUGUUCCUAAUGAUGAUGAUGAUGGUCAUUGUAUUAUAAACGAUUCAUGGAACAACGUGACUACUUUUGAUGGUUACAAUUACAGAUUUAAUAACCAUGAUGAUGACAUAAAAAUAGGAAAUGGUCGUCUCUGCAAUCGUGUACUAGCCAAGGAUUGUCAUGAAAAUCGUCGUUUUUCAUUGCAUCUUAUGCAUAGAUAUUCUGAACGACGCAAUGAAUCGGUUAAGUAUCGUGGAGCCUCGCUACUGCUACGUGUAGGAGAAACUCGAAUUCUAUUGAGCCAUCAUGAAACAGUAUGUCGGAUUCGUGUGAACCACAAACCGGCUCAACUUCCUUACAUUCAUAUGGGUCAAUUCUCGAUUGUAAAAAAUAAAGAAAAGAACCAUAUUCUUCUACAUGCUCUAAUCGGUAUCAAUAUAUAUUGGCAACCUAAUCGGUCAGUUGAAAUUCACUUGAAGAGCCGUUUUCGAGGACAUAUUUGUGGUUUAUGUGGUGAUUUCAAUGGUGAUCCAUCAAAUGAUGAACAUCAACCAAAAGAUAUCACUAAAGGCUGUCAAAAGAAAUGGGCGAAAUCGUUAAAAAAUCAUCAACAAGGGGAAUCUUUCUUAAAACAAAGUUGUCAGCCACAACUAAGGGAUUCUGUUCGUCGGUUUUGUGAUCGAAUCAUGCGAAGGAAUAAACAGCAGUUGCAAUGUCGACCGAAAGAGUUGAGGAAAGCGUACGAGCAGUGUUUGCGACAGGUGUGCCAUUGUUACGGUGAUCAUGGAGAUGACCGUCAAUGUCUUUGCUAUGCCAUGCAACAUUUUUUGGAUUAUUGCCACAUGACUUCGAUUGGUAUUGACCGAAUUUCUGAAUCAUCUGAGCUGCGAAUUCCCAUGUGCAAAUCCCUAAAAUGCCCAACAGGUUCGGAAUUUAAUUUUUGUGGCAAUGAAUGUGGACGAAAAACUUGUCCACAUCAAUUCAAACAAAAUGAAAUGAGCUCAUUAAAGUGCAACAAAUGCAUACCAAGGUGUGAAUGCAUCGGUAAUCGGCGAUGGCAUAAUGGUCUAUGCAUACCGGAAGUGAUGUGUCCGAUUUAUACCUAUUUGUAAAGCCUACAUCUACCUAGUCAGUCAGAAAUUGUAUUAAAAUUCCAUUUGUUUCAUCAUAAUGGCAGCAAUCGAAAGAUAAAUUAAAUUCAUCAUUCAAUUUA